Molecule: messenger RNA, 1264 nt
Organism: Phascolarctos cinereus (koala)
Lineage: Eukaryota; Metazoa; Chordata; Mammalia; Diprotodontia; Phascolarctidae
Gene: TREX1
Product: three prime repair exonuclease 1
Biological process (GO): DNA catabolic process
Cellular component (GO): cytoplasm
Molecular function (GO): nucleic acid binding; 3'-5'-DNA exonuclease activity
Source: RefSeq, a predicted model, not a curated record
CUUUCGUUUCCCUAAAAUCGAGCCUGGAGAAUUUCCCCUAAGUCCCGAGCCUGCCCGUAGCGCCCAGCCCGCUCCUCCGAUCCGGCCGGUCCAUGGGUUUGGAAGCUGCCUCCCGUAGGCCCAUGGAGACACUUGUCUUCAUGGAUCUAGAAGCCACAGGACUGCCAUUCUCUCAGCCAAAGGUCACGGAACUGUGCCUGGUGGCCAUCCACAGACAUGCCCUGGAGGGGCCCCAACCUGCACCUCCAACAGGGGGCCCUUCCCAGGUGCCGCUGCCACCCCGGGUGGCGGACAAGCUCUGCGUGUGUGUGGCACCAGGAAAGGCUUGUAGCUCUGCAGCCAGCAAUCUCACUGGUCUGAACACAGCCAUGCUGACAGCCUACCGAAGGCGAGGUUUUGACUCUGGUCUCGUUGACCUACUCCAGGCCUUCCUUCAGCGGCAGCCACCUCCUGUCUGUCUUGUGGCCCACAAUGGAGACCGCUUUGACUUCCCCCUGUUGCAAGCUGAGCUGAGCUGGGCUAGGCAUGGCACAGAUGCCCUAAGUGGUGUCUUCUGUGUGGACAGCAUCUCGGCCCUGAGAGCCCUGGACCACUCCAGCCCACCUCGUGAAUGUAGCCAAAGGAAGAGCUACAGUUUGGGUAAUGUCUACACCCGCCUAUAUGGCCAGGCCCCACCAGACACCCACACAGCUGAGGGUGAUGUCCUUGCUCUGGUCAGCAUCUGCCAGGCGAGGCCUCAGCCACUGCUGCACUGGAUUGACACUCAUGCCAGAUCCUUCAGUAGCAUCAAACCCAUGUAUGAAGCAGGAGCUGUGACUGACCAGGGAGCUGCCUGUGAUACAAAGACGAAGACUGAACGCCAGAAGCUGCGGACAGCCACCAAGUUAGCCACGUCAGGGGAUACCAGCCCAGCUGGCAGGAGGAGAAGAUGUAGACCAGAGGCUCCCUCCCACUCUAGGAGCAUCCCUAGGGCCUCGAAUUUGAACACAUCCCACCUGCUGGCAAUACUGGGCCCCCUGGUCAUCUUAACUGUGGCAGUAGCUCUGUACUGGGUACCUUGGUCAUUUUAACCAUGUCAUUCACAUUGUCCUGAGUACCCCUUGAUCUCAUUGAGACUUUGGAUGGGGGGAGGGGGGGAUCAACUGGUAUUGUCAGGUCCUCCAAGGGAGGGGCUCGUGGAUAUAUUGUAAAACAAACUUAUAAAUAAAAAUUUUAACAUUGGCCUAGACUCCCACUAUGGGAGCCUAAGGGGUCUGAUCCAACA